AUGCUUCUGUUCAAGGUUGUCUCCGUGUCGCUCCGGCUUUUCAACCUCUUCUGCUCGGGAGCCUCCUUCACAAAACCCAUCCGAAGCCCCGGUGGCGGUGAUUCUCACAUCUUGUGGUGCUACGGGUGCUAUUACUUCAUCUCGAUCGAGUGGAUGAAGUUCUAUCUUGCGAGCGCCACGAUCAUUGAGAUUAUGAGAAUGGCCACGCUCAAGGUCUUCUAUUACUCCAACUCAAGCCCCACACGAUGCUCCAGUCUCUGGGUCCUAGAGAUUCAUUACUUUGACGAAGAGAGGCACCUCACAUGGGAUGACUGCUUAUAUACCUGGCGCGUGAUGAACGACUCGUCCCCCGAUGGGACCGUCAUCCGCUUCAACGACCGGUCCGCCUACUUUGACUACUUGUGCGUUACGGGCGUCCCCCACCAGUUCACUUGCGUCUCCAAGCUCGGCGAUGACUACAUCUCGAGCUCGCCUAACAUUACAUGUACCAUGAUCUCCCGGCCCGAAGAGCCGUGGAAGAAGAGCGAGGUACAUAUGCAGGACGGCCAAUACUGCCUCUACUCUGGUGGCAAAACGUACAUCGGGUAG
Molecule: messenger RNA, 588 nt
Organism: Colletotrichum navitas
Lineage: Eukaryota; Fungi; Ascomycota; Sordariomycetes; Glomerellales; Glomerellaceae
Exons: 2
Coding region: 1-588 (195 amino acids)
Source: RefSeq, a predicted model, not a curated record